Messenger RNA from Chenopodium quinoa (quinoa), 2861 nucleotides. Its product is annotated as ethylene-responsive transcription factor CRF2-like. The transcript has a single exon. The record is from RefSeq and is a predicted model, not a curated record. Gene Ontology annotation, molecular function: DNA-binding transcription factor activity; DNA binding. Lineage: Eukaryota; Viridiplantae; Streptophyta; Magnoliopsida; Caryophyllales; Amaranthaceae. Gene Ontology annotation, biological process: regulation of DNA-templated transcription. The coding region runs from base 1544 to 2650 and encodes 368 amino acids.
UAAUAAAAUAUGGAGGGAGUAAAAAGUAAGGACAAGUGGGUAUAUAAAAUGGGUUAAGGUCACGUGAUAUUGAUCCUAAGCUCGUACCCCGGAGAAGCUCUGAAAAUUUCACCACCCAAAAAUAGUGAAAUGAAAAAUAUUUAGGCUGUUAUGUGAAAGUACUCAGCUUAUAGUUGAAGCCAUUGAAUUACAUAGUCUCAUAGGACCCACGCAUGCGACGUGCCAGUCUCUCCUUCCAUCAUCGGAUGCGGCGCCUCGCAAAAUAUCUCGGAGCUUCACCGGAAAGAAAGACACUUUGCUCUCUCAUUAAUAAAAAAAGUAAGAGAGGCAAAGCAGCAUAGAGAGCACACUAAUCUCACCCAACCCCACUCCCCUCUUCUGUAACCCAUUAUCCUGUCACUACUACCACUUCAAUUUAUCAACUAUGGAGUACUAACACACACACGUACCCAUCACUAUUUUACUCCCUCUGUUUUCGAAAGAUGUACGAGUACUUGUUUAAUCCUCAUCAACGAUUUUAAGGUUAAAUCGUAAAUUCUCAUUAAUGUGGUAUAUAAAAAGUACUGUGUAUGUAAAAAAAAAAAUAUACAGAGUCGUAUGUACAAUUUUAUUCAAAUCGUUUCAAUAUGUAAUAUUGUCAAUUGCAAAAGCACGUUGAAAAGUGUAAAAAAAAAACCAAUAAAUAUAAAAAAAAAGUAAAAAAAAAAUUAUGCAUCAAUUUUACUUUACACUAUUCACAAAUACUAUUUCAAAUUCCUGACGAUGUUGUAUAAAGUACUCGUAUUAUGUAUAUACUUGUUUAUCAAUUCAAAUUCCCAAUGUAUAAUUUUAUGAUACUCGUAUGAUUUUACAGCACUCUAUAUUAUUUAUACUCGUUUAUAUUGAUCAACAUUUUGUGUUAAAUAAAAACAAAAAAAAAAAAAAAAAUUUAAGAUCCUAUAAAAAAGCACUACUAUUCAGUAAAAUGAACUUGUUCGUCAAAUUUACAAGCGAUACAACAGUAUUCCGUUAUUUUCUCUCUCCUACCCACAUACCCUCCUCUUAUCUCCUUUUUCUUCUUCAUCCUCAACACUAUACUUAACUGUAUAUCUCUUCAUUUCAUUUCAGUGACUCGUGCUAUCAAAGUAGUUGGAAACCAAAUAUUCUUCUUCUCUUUUCCCUUUUUAUUUUCUAUCCUUUCUCAGUAAAAAGAAAAAAAAAACUCAGCUUUUUCUCUCUCCUCCCUCUAAAAAACACCUUUCUCAUUUUUAGAGAGAGAAAACAGAGAUUUUGUGCUCCGUGCUUAUUGUUUACUUACCCAAAGAUUUUCUACAUUUGAAUUGCUUAGCUUCACAUAGAAGCGGUUGUUUACUUUCCAGUUUCCACUACUUUAUAUCAUCUUCUUCUUAUUUCUUUAUUCCUCCAUUUCUCAACGAUUCUCUUCUUCUCUCCUCGCUUUUAUCUCUAUAUCACGCCCGCUUUGCACGCCCUCUUCUUUCUAUUAAAUGUAAAAAGGAAAACCAACGCAAUAAAUCAAUCUAAGUUCGUGAAAAAAUAGAAUAUCAUGGAGUCGUCUCCGAAGAUACUCCAGCCUGUUAAGUUUACUGAGCAUAAGAAUCAAACAACUCUCCACAAAAAACCCCGAAAUAAAUCGUCUGAGAAAUUUCAUCAUCAUCACUCUGUUUUUCCUAAAAUAGUAAGAAUCUCUGUUACCGACGGAGAUGCGACUGAUUCUUCUAGUGACGAGGAGUACUCCGACGACUCUCGACGACGUCGCGUAAAGAGGUUUGUUAACGAGGUUAACAUCGAGCCUUGUUCUUCUUCUUUUUCUUCAGAUUUUUUAAGGGAGAGUGAGGAGGCUGCUGUUGCGGUGCGAACAAACGGUGUCGUUUCGAGGAGGCCGAAGAAGAGAGGGAAAAGUUCCUCUUCUGUGAAACACACUAAUACUUUAAAUGUGAAUGUGAAUGGAGGUAAGAAGUUCAGAGGAGUGAGACAGAGACCGUGGGGAAAAUGGGCGGCGGAGAUUCGAGAUCCUCUCCGCCGUGUACGGUUGUGGUUAGGCACUUACGACACCGCCGAGGAAGCUGCUAUGGUCUACGACAACGCUGCUAUUCAGCUCCGUGGACCCCACGCGCUCACUAACUUCUCCACCCCUAAUUCCGACAAGGAAACUCAGAAACAACCUCAACAAAAACAACAACAGCAAAAGAAGCUUUCACUCUCCACCACGUCAUCCUCCAUUGACGACGACGACGACGGGUCCCACCACCGCCCAUCCGUUUAUUCUCCGACUUCAGUUCUACGCUUUCAACCCGAACCCGUUAGCCCGAAGGAGGAGGAGGUAGUAGUGGUAGUCAAAGAGGAGGAACAACAAAAUGUUGAGUUAUUGGGGAACCCGUGUUCGUCACCUUACGUGUCGUGCGUUGAUUCGUUGUUUCCAAGUGGGUUCUUUGAUUUUGAGAAUACGGUUCCGAGUGUACCCGACUUGUUUGAGCAAACGGCUUUGGGUUGCGACGGCGGACAGGUGUUCGGUGAGGAUUGUAAGUAUGGGAUGUUUCUGGACUGUGCCGAUGAUCGUCACGAUUAUUUCGGGUUAUCGGGUUGGUCUACUAAUGAUUAUUUUCCAGAUAUUGGAGAUAUAUUUGGGUCCGACCCACUUGUUGCUCUUUAAGUUUUUUUUUUCGCCUUAAUUAGUUUUUUUGCCUAAUAAUUUGGCAAAAAGAAGGUUUUGUAAACAGUAAUGAGUGAGGAAAAAAAAAACGGAUUUUUCACCAAAUACCACUGAGUUCUUUCGUAAUUCACAAUAUACCACACAAAAUUUUCUAAUACACCAAAUAUCACUGAGUUUUAGGGAAAUGUCACAACAUACCAUUAAUGACUAA